Messenger RNA from Selaginella moellendorffii, 1917 nucleotides. Its product is annotated as pentatricopeptide repeat-containing protein At4g02750-like. Gene Ontology annotation, molecular function: protein binding; RNA binding. The transcript has a single exon. Gene Ontology annotation, biological process: RNA modification. Lineage: Eukaryota; Viridiplantae; Streptophyta; Lycopodiopsida; Selaginellales; Selaginellaceae. The coding region runs from base 1 to 1917 and encodes 638 amino acids. The record is from RefSeq and is a predicted model, not a curated record.
AUGGCAACAGAUCAUACAGUAGAGUGUUUAGCAAUCUCGGUGGAGCGACUAGAGACCCUCUCUUAUGCAGACUCAAACACGUACGCUCCUCUUCUACGAAGAUGUGGGAGCAGCAAAGCUCUGGAACUGGGAAAGAGAAUCCACAGGCACAUUUGCAAGAGUGGGCACGAACGAGAUACUUUCCUGGGGAAUCUUCUUGUGGACAUGUACGGACGGUGUACGAGAGUUGACGAUGCCCGGGGAGUUUUCGACCGCAUCAAGCGGAAGAAUCGUUUCUCGUGGAAUAUCCUUGUGGGAGCAUAUACCCAGAACGGGCAUCUAGAGCUUGCGAGGGAGGUGUUUGAUUCUAUGCCAGAGAGAGACGUCGUGUCAUGGAAUACCAUGUUUGGAGCAUAUGCGCAGCACAGGAAUAUUCACGAGGCAAGGCUUUUGUUUGAAAAUAUGCCCUUUCAUAAUGUUGUCUCUUGGAAUGCCAUGAUACGGGCAUAUGCCCAGGGAGGGUAUAGUGGUGACGCGGUUUGCUUGUUUCAUUCGAUGCAAUUAGAAGGGUUUAAGCCAAACGAGAUCACAUUCAUAGUUGUGAUAGAUGCUUGGGCUUCUUGGAGGGAUUCUCAGCUGGACAAUAAAACUCAAGGUUUGGAAUCGUUGGUUAUAGAUAAUGGGUUUCUUGCUGAUGUUGCAGUUGGUAAUGCUCUCAUGAACCUCUACAGCAGAUUUGAAAAAUUUGACAAGGUUAAUUUUGUGUUUGAAAAGAUGGCAAAGCAAGAUGUUGUGAGCUGGACUACAUUGCUCUCAGCGUAUGCCCGAAAUGGACAUCCAGAGAAAGCUCUCGUGUGUUUGCCCCUGAUGGAUUUGGAGGGUCAUCACCCAGACAGUAUAACUUGCAUAACAUUGUGCGAGGCUUGUGGAGAACUCGGUUCUUUGAAGCAAUGCCUUGAAACUCAAGCAGUGAUAGAUGAUGUUUCUAGUGAUGUCAGAUCAAAUACCAAAGUUGGAAAUGCCUUGGUCACAAUGUACGGAAAAUGUGGUGAAGUUGAUCUUGCAAGUCAAUCCUUUAAUAAAAUUCCCAGCAAGGACGUAAUAAGCUGGACUGCCUUGAUCACAGCCAAUGCCAUAAAUGGGCAUCCGCACAAAGCAAUGAGAGUUUUCAAGCUGAUGGAUCUUGAGGGUUUUUGCGUGGACAAGGUUGCGUGGAUCAGCAUGAUCGAUGCUUGCACUUGUGCUUCCGCCAUUUUUGAGGGGAGAUUGAUCCACUCGGCUCUAGUGUCGCGAGGAGGAUCAAUCGAUCUCGAAGUAUCCAAUGCUCUCCUCAGCAUGUACGCUAAAUGCGGUAGCCUGAAAGAUGCCGUGGCGAUUCUAGACGUGAUUCCUUCCCUGGACAUUGUGGGAUGGAACGCCAUGAUCACGGCAUUUGCCCGGACUGGGCAUUACACCCAAACUAUAGAUUUCUAUCGCCUCAUGGCUCUGGAGGGAUCUUCUCGACCAAACUCCAUCACUUUUAUCAGCGUCUUGAGUGCUUGCAGCCACAAAGGACUCGUCAAAGAUGGAAUAUCCCAUUUCACUUCGAUGGUCUGGGACUAUGGGAUUGAACCUGUAAUCGACCAUUACUUGUGCAUGGUUGAUCUCUUGGGUCGAGGUGGCGAGCUUAGAGAUGCCGAGGAGCUACUAAAGAAUAUGCCCGUCGUGCCCAACGAGGUGGCAUGGCGGACGCUCUUGAGCGCCUGUGGAACAAAUGGGGACAUUGGACGGGGAAAGUCGGCAGUCAAGAGAAUCGAGCGCGAGACCUCAUCGUCUCUGGCAGGUCGCAGGCUCGAAUCGCUGGAGAAGACCUUUAGUGCCGGUGGUCGCGGUUUCGAAUCUAGGGACGGGAAAAUGGCCGUGUCACAUUUUCCUCAAUGCCUUCUAUCCUCCAACUAA